This is a messenger RNA of Stereum hirsutum FP-91666 SS1, 1351 nucleotides long. RefSeq lists its product as uncharacterized. NCBI's taxonomy places the organism in Eukaryota, Fungi, Basidiomycota, Agaricomycetes, Russulales, Stereaceae. The record is from RefSeq and is a predicted model, not a curated record. The transcript is spliced from 2 exons. The coding region runs from base 100 to 372 and encodes 90 amino acids.
CCUAUCGCCUCAAAACAGCGCGUACCUAACGCUGAUGAGUUCCCUGUCCUCGGUGGAUCGACGACCCCUCCCGCCCAAAGCCCUGGUAUCAACGGUCAUAUGAAUGGUCUUUCAGGCCCGACCGCCGCGCAAGUCCUGCGAGCACCUCCCCCUGCCCGUAAAGAUAGCUACAGGGAUACCUCGACCUCGUCGCGCAGUCAGACUCCCGAGUCGGCUCAACCCACUCAACCCUCUAAACCCGCCUCUGAGGUGAAUCACGCACCUACUUCUGCCCCUCUGCAGGAGCCCGUCGUCAACAAGCUUCCUGUCUCGUUCGCCGCCGUCGCUAACGGUGCGCCCGACGCUGCCAAGGAAGUCUCUGUAUCGGCGUAAAAUGGCUGGCUAGCCAACCUUUUCGCAUCCCUCAUCGUCAUAGACAAUGCAUCAUUACGCCUCGUGUAUUUCUUCCAUAUGUUCUAUCUCUCUACUUGGUCGUUCGUCAGUUCUCCUCACUCUCGUGUUGGGCUCUUUCUCUGUCUUUUGCUUCUCCUGAUCCGGGGUGUGCUUGAUUCACUCUACAUCUUGCUUCCGCUAAUUUGCAAUACGUCACGGACCCCUCCCUGCUCUGCGCAAGUUUAGGUUCCGUCUCCCCGCAUUCAUCAAGAUCGUUUCAAGUUCAUACUUAUAUCAAAUCUCUCUCACUCUCUCACUAUCGCUGCACCUGUGUUGUCGAAUUGCUUCUUCUAGAUUCGCACUUCUCACCGUUUCCUUUCCUCACCCUCAUGCUCGUCCCGCCACCCAGCGCCCGCACGCUCAGCCAAUGCCCCUUCUUAUUCGCAUGUUUAUCCUAUCUCGGUUCUCUUUCUGAUACUCGAGACUGCUGGCCCUGUCCUCGUCUCGGCUUACUUUGUCACCCAGAUAUGCUUUUCGCCUUCUCUUUGUCUGCCUUUGUGUCUCAGCUCACUGUUUCGUACGUAUUCUGAUCGGCCUGUGUCUAUCUAUUUUUCUUAUUCUCUUUCGUUCCACAUACUUACCCUCUGUCGCUCUUUUUUCCCCGGCCCAUUCGUCCCCGCCAUCGUACCGUUCUACCGUUCUUUCACUAUCAUCGCACGGCCUCCAUGGAGGUAUAAAAGCAAUUACAUGGUCUCGACGGUUGUAGUCUCUCACAUCUGUUCCUCACUUCGUCUUUUUUUCUUCUUCCUCUUUUUUCUGCUUCCUCUUCACUAUUCAGCCGCUUACUACCCCCCUACUCCAUUGACAUGUAAACGAUGCUUCAUACUGUAACAUCCAUUCGCUGUCAGUAUAUCAGUUACGCGACCUCCUCGGUCGUCUGACCAUCUUUUUCUGCACAUACAUCCACACAUUGAUUGUC